Molecule: messenger RNA, 484 nt
Organism: Diversispora eburnea
Lineage: Eukaryota; Fungi; Glomeromycota; Glomeromycetes; Diversisporales; Diversisporaceae
Source: the annotation of a GenBank genome assembly
UAAAAAACCUAACAUCUUUAAAGAACCAAAUUGUAAUUUUAUUCAUGUUAAAUUCUCUGCCUUGAGACCUGAAGAUUUAUCAACUAUUAUAAAAGAACAUUGUGAAUGGGACAAAAUUAUUGAUUGUUAUAUAUUUGAUUCAUCUUCAGCAGUAGAGAUUUUUAUUGAGAUUGAAUAUCAGAAAUGUUUAUCUGUUAAAUAUUUUCCUAAAAUUCUAUGUAGUCUUAUUGCUAGUACUGGUGUAAUACUCAAGUUAAUUUUGACAGAAGAUAUUGAAAAAAAAACAGUAUAUAAUCUUGUUCAAUCAAUAAGUUUUAGAGAUAUAGAUGAUAUGAAUAUUCUUUCUGAUGAUGAUGUGAUAAAAGUAAUUGGUACAGUUAUACUAUCAGGAGUGAACAAAGAAAAGAAGAACCAAAAAAUCAAAGAAUAUGGAAAAACACUUAUUGGAUUUAUUGCAAAUCAUAUGAUGGAACCAGUUUUGUAA